Molecule: messenger RNA, 1038 nt
Organism: Amoebophrya sp. A120
Lineage: Eukaryota; Dinophyceae; Syndiniales; Amoebophryaceae
Source: the annotation of a GenBank genome assembly
AUGAUGUCGGACCCGGCGACCGUCUCUUUUCUCCGCGACCUUUCGGCGCCGCCCGAGCACGCAUGGACGCGCGCAGCCGAUGUUGCUGAUUGGAUGACACGAAUGCAGCAGCAGUACGACCACCUGACCCGGCAAAACCUCCUGGACGCCCGGGAAAGGGAAAAGUUCCAAAUCGUAAAAAGGCAAGUGGAGCAGCAGUGGAAAGAGUUGCAGAAGCAGGAACUGCUGUUGACAGGUGGAGGUGGAGGAAAAAAUAAAUCGUCAUCCUCUUCGUCCUCGCCGAAAAAUAGUGACGGAAUAAACAGUACUAGGCAAAAUGACAGCCACGACAGCGGCAACCAGCGACAAAGAAACCAGUCGGAGAGGGAGGAACUAACGAUCUUAAAACAGCGCACCCAGCAAGCGACCGAGCAGAUGUCUUUAACCCAGAAACAGCUGGAAAAACAAGCGGAAAAGCUUACCGAAAUGCAGCAAAUCUUUGCUGAUUUCGACUUCUCCCUGCAGGGUGCGGGCAAGGCGAUGCUCCUGCUGAAGGCAAAGGCGAACGCCGAUGCGAAGUACGUCUACGCUGCGUUUUACUUCUUCGUCGCCGUUUGCGUGCAUAUAGUGCUCCGCCGGUUGAAAGUGUACUUCUUCGCCAGCCUGUUUCUGUUCGACCUGCUGCAACCCGUGUUGAUAAUGCUCUGGGACGUGCUGGCUCCGUUGCUUUUUGGAGAGGAGGCUUCAGCUGGGCUGGUAGUGAAAGAAACCCUGGAGCAGGACAGGACGAUACUCGCCGCCAGCAGAAAUCAACCGCAAGCGCACGGCUCGUUCGGGGAAUUGUAGCAGCGGAGGAGGUGGUGGUCAGCCACAUUGAGGACCCCGUUAAGACAGUUGGACGAGCACAAUAACGGCCUUGUAGUCAUUCUCCAUUUCCAAGAAAACGAAAUGAAUACUCGAAUCAAAAACGAAACGACUACGACAACGCAUAUUUGUUUACUGUGAAGUAAGGAGAGAACGCUCACAAUGUACAACCAAACGGACGUUGAUAACAAUCGG